AUGACGGAGAUGAAAAAUGGAGAAGAUUUACCGCCAACUUCUCGUAAAGCGCAGUCAUUAUUUGAGCUAACGCAAACCAUGUUCGCUUUUUUCUUUUCAUAUUUUGCGAGCGCGCAAGAUACCCUUUUACGCGACUUCAACCAAUACCGAAAUGCUCUAUACAAAUCUUUGGUGCGAGGAUCCACUAAAGGCCGUUCUCUGUUAAAGAAGGCGAUCCUUUUUAACGGGGUGCUGUUUUCAUUGUCCUUCAUCGUGCUGGUGCUACUGAUAGGGUGCCUAUUGUCUGCGAUGGGCACUACCAUUGCAUUUCGAUAUUACAUGCUACGGCACGUUGCCGGCAGCCACGUGAUCCCGCUUGACUUUAACACCAUGCCUUUUUACACGGAGUGGUGGCGCAACCAACCCAUCGACGAUGCCGCAUUUACCCAUCUUUCCCUAUUAGCACAGGAGCGACCACCGGUUGGCUCGCGUCUUGAGGGAAAUCAAAGCGGACGCAUGACCCCGUAUUCCUCGGAAGGUGUAGAGUUGGCGUAUGCCGACAUGAAAUUAUCCAUUUUAAAUAGGUAUAGAAACAGCGUCUUAGCCACAAGUACCAUGGUUCUCUCAUCGGGGCUCACCGAAAAGGUUUUUUUGCAUGGCGGUGACGUUAAUUUAGAGGCGAUCUUCCAGUUAGGAUCGCCAAUAUUCAAUGCCAAGGCAGAGUACUUUGGAAAAAUGCAGUUUGUCUUUCUACGUGAGGAUGUGGGACGUGAUGUCACUCUCAUGGUGGAGAACACCAUGCUGCUUGCGGAGGAUGCGGACCUUCCUCAACCCUUGGCUACACUUGAUGUGGUUUUUCGGAAAUAUGUAUCCCUAAAUGUACGUACAGGUGAUCCACUGCUAUGGUGGCCUAUAAGGAUCGCCAAAUAUAUAUUUCAAAUCCUUUUUUAUAUUCCCUUAAAGGGAUUUCAAAUAAUUCAGCGUUUGUAUAUCGAUUCCAACACCGCACCUUUUCCCAAAAUUGAUCAUGACCGUGAGGUGGCUGUCACUGUCAACCUCUACAAUCGCUUUGCGCCGCCCUUGUCGCUGCAGAGUCGUCUGCGCGCAAUGAAUGUUACCGUCUAUCAAAACCAUGAUGGAGACUCAUCCGUCUCCUUAAAACGAGCUAAAUUGUUGCGCAUGACCUUUUAUUCUUUCCUGGAUCUCCACGGUGUAGUUGGUUGGUUGGUACACCACCCUGUAAUUAGCUUUGUAUUCCUGACGAUGUUUACAUUUGCCGUUUUCUCUAGCGUGACAUUUAUUGUGUGCACGGUCCUGGUAGUGAUGUUGUACCGAAAAGUCAAGUCUAGGACACCCGAAACAGGGCACGCUAUAGAUUUGAAUCCUUCCAUGACUCGGAGUCUGAAGCAACCCAUAGAGCGAUCACAUCACUCGAAGCUUCGUGCCAGGACUAGUGAAAAUCGAUCCUUAAGUACGGCUCCACCCGAAAUGGAUGAAUUUCGGCGCUUUGUAUGGUCGUACUACUCUUCCAAUUCGUCCGAUUCCGCUGAGGAGGAGCCGGCGGGGGGUCCGAUCUCGAAGCACCGCAAGGACCGGUGA
This is a messenger RNA of Phytomonas sp. Hart1, 1578 nucleotides long. The record is from the annotation of a GenBank genome assembly. Lineage: Eukaryota; Euglenozoa; Kinetoplastea; Trypanosomatida; Trypanosomatidae.